Messenger RNA from Branchiostoma belcheri (Belcher's lancelet), 1617 nucleotides. RefSeq names its product serine/threonine-protein kinase PLK3-like. The coding region runs from base 260 to 1282 and encodes 340 amino acids. The record is from RefSeq and is a predicted model, not a curated record. The transcript has 3 exons. Gene Ontology annotation, molecular function: protein kinase activity; ATP binding. NCBI's taxonomy places the organism in Eukaryota, Metazoa, Chordata, Leptocardii, Amphioxiformes, Branchiostomatidae. Gene Ontology annotation, biological process: protein phosphorylation.
CGGCCGCUCUGUCUCUAGACGUUCAUUCACGACCGAAUGGUAUCGGAGGCGCGAAUCGCCCACAGGAUGUGGCAGUCGUGAUGUCGGUGGUCGAGGGAGACUUUUGGAAAGCCUUGGACAUGGACGUCGCUGGAAUGCAGCAGGGACAAGCCGCCUUCACUACCCCGUACCAUCGCCACGGGGAUUGUGUUACUGCGUUCUGCCGAUAACACAGUGAUGAACUGACUGUGAAAGCUGAAGCAGUUUCACCGACUCCAGCAUGUCCGAAAAACCGUCCGCCAGCACCGGCUUCGCUACUUCCGAGGAGUGCGAGGAUCCAGACUGGAGUGAGGACGAGACGUACGACCCGAGUGAACUGAGCAGCGGCUCCACAUGGAGCGCCACCAUCCCGGGGCACCUGACGGACCCGGUGGACGGGAGAGAGUACACCCUCCUCCGUAAACUUGGCUCCGGGCGUUACGGCAAGGUGUAUUACGCCAAAUGUACCCAAGAGAAAGAGUACGCCGUGAAGGCCAUGCGUCUGCAAGACGUGAAGCAGAACAAACUGAUGGAGGUGGACAUCCACAGGCACCUCAAACACCCCAACAUCGUGGAGCUCAUCAGGGACAUCGAGGACAGCAGCAACCUGUACCUGGUGCUGGAGUUCUGUCCUAACAAGUCCCUGGAACACCUGUUGAAGGAGAGGAAGAAGUUGAAGGAGAAGGAGGUGAGACCGAUCUUCCGUGGGAUCGUGGCCGCCGUGGAGUACGUCCACUCGCGGGGGAUCGUCCACUGCGACCUGAAGCCGUACAACGUGGUGAUGGGGAAGGACAUGCAGGCCAAGCUGACGGACUUCGGCGCGUCUGUCCGGAUCUGCACGGCCGCGUCUAACAAGAUGAAGUGCGGGACGCCGAGUUACAUGGCGCCGGAGACUCUGACGGCCAAGGGCACGCAGGUAGCGACCUUCGCCGGGGACAUCUGGGCGUUAGGCUGUAUCCUGUACAGAAUGGUGACGGGGAACCUGGCCUUCACGUACCACAAACUGAGGAGGAAGCAUGCCGGGGGCAUGUACCUCCGUCUGGGCUGGCUGAACUUCACCCUGCCGUGUUGGCUGUCCUCCUCGGCCAGGUGUGUGGUCAGAAACUGUCUGCACAUCGACCCCACGAAGCGCCCCCUGGCGGAGCAGCUCAUGGAGUACGAGUUCGUCAAGAAGGGACAGAUCCGCUCAGCGGCGUCCGUGGAUGCCCUGGACACGAGAUGUCUGGCAUCUUGCUCCAAGGACACAACCUGCACCAGUAGGUAGUGCGUCUAUGGACAGAGUUACUCAAAGUUAGUUCGCGACUGCUUUUGCUGCAUUUUACACAGAGAAUGAUAUGAAUGUGUGUACGGUAAAAUUUACUCUCUUGUCAUUAACAGUAUUACCAAAGUAAGAUCUAUAUAGCUCUAUAGAAAAACAUAUGGUAGUGCCAAACAUAUACAGCCAUGCUUCAGCGCAGGACGCUGUUGCUACUAAAGUUAUGUGAACUCUUGAUAUAUAUCAAUAUAUAGAAAUAUAAAAUAUGUACAGAACUGAUAUAUUUGCGCUACUAGCGUUGUUUGUUACAACUCGAGAGAAGUAUUUUAAAGCGUCUACUAAAA